AUGGUGAAAACCCUUGAUCGGAACUCAACAUACGAGAUAGCCAAACGAUCGCACAAUUGGUUGAAAUUGAAAAAAGACUAUUUGGAUAAUGUGGGUGACACGUUGGACCUGGUGGUCAUUGGUGGAUUUCACGGGACCGGAAAACGCGCCGGACGCUACGGAGGAUUCCUGCUGGCGUGUUACGAUUCAGACGCUGAAGAAUAUCAAACAAUUUGUAAGUUUAGAGUCAUUUUAGCCACUCAAUCUUCCACAUCACCUUUGGCGGACCCUGAAAAGGGAAUUUCACUUCGUUUCCCUCGAUUUUUACGCAUUCGUGACGACAAAAAGCCGGAAGAUGCUACUUCAGCGCAACAGGUAAGCAACCCAAUCAUCCGUGUCCAAAACGGACUGAUCUGUUUUCCAGGUGUACGAGUUCUACAAGAGUCAGGAACAAAUCAAAAACCAGGAGGCGGAUGUGCUUUUGUGCCCAGAUACUUUUCGACCAGCUUGGCCAAGAACACACUUUGA
Messenger RNA from Echinostoma caproni, 507 nucleotides. NCBI's taxonomy places the organism in Eukaryota, Metazoa, Platyhelminthes, Trematoda, Plagiorchiida, Echinostomatidae. The record is from the annotation of a GenBank genome assembly.